AUGAACAGAAUUCGGAUCCACGUUUUGCCCUCGAGCCGAGGACGCCUUACUCCUGUGCCGCGGCCGCAGGAGCCCCUGCCCUGCGCCUUCACCCACCGCCAGUGCUCCCAGCCGCGGCUGGAGGGGCAGGAGUUCUGCAUUAAGCACAUCCUUGAAGACAGGAGCGCCCCUUUCAAGCAGUGCAGCUACGUCUCAACCAAGAACGGGAAGCGGUGUCCCAACGCUGCGCCCAAACCGGAGAAGAAGGAUGGCACGUCGUUCUGCGUGGAGCACGCCCGUCGGAACGCUCUGGCGCUUCAGGCUCAGAUGAAGAAGUCCAGUCCUGGACCUGGAAGCGAGACUCUCCUUUGCCAGCUUAGCUGUUACGCCAAAACAGAGCUGGGCUCCCAGGCUGCGGAGAGCAGCCGUAGCGAAGCCAGUCGGAUCCUAGAUGAGGACAGCUGGAGCGAUGGUGAGCAGGACGCUGUCACGGUGGACCAGACGUGGCGAGGGGACCCGGACAGCGAGGCCGACAGCAUCGACAGCGACCAGGAGGAUCCCUUGAAGCACGCCGGCGUAUACACAGCCGAGGAGGUGGCUUUGAUCAUGAGGGAGAAGCUCAUCCGCCUGCAAUCCCUCUACAUCGACCAAUUCAAACGGCUCCAGCACCUCCUGAAGGAGAAGAAGCGCCAGUUCCUGCACUGCCGCAAGGGAGAGCACGAAGCCAUAGGCAACAGCCUUCUGACGGGCCCGGAGGGGCUGAUGGCCAAGGAGCGGGAGAACCUGAAGCGGCUGAAGUGCCUGCGGCGGUACCGGCAGCGCUACGGCGUGGAGGCCCUGCUGCACCGGCAACUGAAGGAGCGCAGGAUGCUGGCCACUGACGGCGCUGCCCAGCAGGCGCACACCACCCGCUCCAGCCAGAGGUGCUUGGCCUUUGUCGACGACGUCCGCUGCUCCAACCAGUCCCUCCCCAUGACCAGGCACUGCCUCGCGC
Messenger RNA from Eurypyga helias (sunbittern), 973 nucleotides. RefSeq names its product KAT8 regulatory NSL complex subunit 2 (gene KANSL2). The annotation marks the transcript as partial. Lineage: Eukaryota; Metazoa; Chordata; Aves; Eurypygiformes; Eurypygidae. The transcript has 6 exons. The record is from RefSeq and is a predicted model, not a curated record. Gene Ontology annotation, cellular component: NSL complex.